This is a messenger RNA of Cryptomeria japonica (Japanese cedar), 3821 nucleotides long. Its product is annotated as homeobox-leucine zipper protein ROC8. Gene Ontology annotation, molecular function: lipid binding; DNA-binding transcription factor activity, RNA polymerase II-specific; DNA binding. The record is from RefSeq and is a predicted model, not a curated record. Bases 1135 to 3318 code for a protein of 727 amino acids. NCBI's taxonomy places the organism in Eukaryota, Viridiplantae, Streptophyta, Pinopsida, Cupressales, Cupressaceae. Gene Ontology annotation, biological process: regulation of DNA-templated transcription. The transcript is spliced from 10 exons.
CCACUCCUCCUCUUGUUAAAAGUCAAAUACCCCGAAUUUACGACAGUAAAAGGCAGGCAAUCCAGGAGGAAGAAUUUGAAGAAUUAGGGUUUGUGAAAGCCAUUCAUUCAUUCAUUCUAAGAGGAGGGGAAAGAAGAGGGCUAUAGGUUAUGGGUAUGAUGGUUAUGAGGAGGAUUUGUGAAGGGCCGUAAUUGGCUGCACUGUUUGCUCUGAGCUAAAAUUUAUUAAUGCGUAAGUUGCGCUCGGGCACGGCUUGUGAUAGUGUUAGCUGUGCUUGCUCAGCUUUGUUCUCGCCUCGACUGCAGCAAUUUUACUUACUCUUGCUCUAGGGUUAAAAUUUGGGAUUUUGGAAAUUUUCCCUUUUUGUUUUUAAAUAUAUGGAUUUGACUUGGUUUUGAAAGCACAGGGUGGCAUGACCAUGGCUGUCUCGAUAAUCGAAUGUUCCUUCUGUGCACCAUUUUCAAACCUGGAGAAGGAGUAGCGUUUGUCGGCCUGCCGUGUUGUAACCUACGUCCCCAGUUCAAUUCCCACUAGUCCCAGUCCUAGUCUUAGUCCCAGUUCCUGUUCACACUACGGUUAGAUUAAUCCUAUCCAGUAGAAGUAGCUCGCCUUUAAGUUUAUUUAUGUGGUUAUCCAAACUCUAGCGUUGUCCCUUCAAUUAAUGCGCCACGUCUUCUUCUUGAAGGAGGGAGAAAAGAGAGGUGCAGGGAAAGGAGGUGUUUUGUGGGGGGGUCUGUUUUGUUUAACGCACAAUAAGAGAAGAGAAGAGCUUGAGCUUUGAUUUGAUUUGAUGAGCGAGGUGGGUGUAUUAAUGGAAUCAUAAUGUUUGGACAGCAAGACUGUAACGAGUUUCCUCUGCUGCCUCGUCUUCGUAUUGUAGAGUUUUUAUUGUAGGUACCAUGAAUCGAUUGUCAUUGCAUCCGUUAAAAGUGUUUUUAUGGCGGAUUUAAUUGGAUUCAGACCGAUGCUGUCUAUAUUGUCCGCAACCGCACUGCUUAUUGUUUGUCGGAUAUGAUUGGUAAUGCAAGAAAAUUUUCAGGUUUAUGAAAUCUAGGGCUUUCGGGAAUAGUAUAUUUGUUGUCGAGUGUGAAGGAUAAUCAAUGGAAGUGCGAGGUAGAAAUUUGCAGUAAAAUAAUGGAGGUUUCAGGAGGAGGGUCGGGAGAAGAUCAGGAUGGCGCGGACCAGCAGCAUCCACGGAAGAAACGCUAUCACAGACACACAGCGCGCCAAAUUCAGGAAUUGGAAGCGAUGUUUAAGGAGUGUCCGCAUCCCGACGAGAAGCAAAGGCUGCAGCUCAGUAAGGAUCUGGGGCUCGAACCCCGCCAGGUUAAGUUCUGGUUCCAGAAUCGCCGGACGCAGAUGAAGGCCCAGCACGAGCGCGCGGACAACAGUGUGCUCCGUUCAGAGAACGAGAAGAUCAGAUGCGAGAAUAUUGCAAUUAGGGAGGCACUUAAGAAUGUAAUCUGCCCUAACUGUGGCGGGCCUUCUGGAGAAAUGUCCUUUGAUGGGCAGCAGCAACUACGCCUCGAAAAUGCACGACUGAAAGAAGAGCUGGAUCGCCUGUCUAGCAUUGCAGCAAAGUACAUUGGGCGACCGAUUCUCCCGCUGGGGCCUUUACAAUCAAUUCCAAUGCCGUCUGUGGACUUGUCUAUGGGGGGCUAUGGGAUGCCGAAUGCGGGUCCAGGGCCAGGGCCGGGGCCUUCAUCUAGUGAUAUUCACAGCUUUUCUGAUAUUGCGCCGUCGAUGCAAACAACAGCAGGUUCCGUGACAGAACUGGAAAAAUCUCUAAUUGUGGAGCUGGCAAUGAAUGCAAUGGAGGAGUUGGUCCGCCUGGCAGAGACUGACGAGCCCCUCUGGGUGAAAAAUGUCAACGACAGCAAGGAAGUUCUAAGUUUGGAAGCCUAUGCCAAGAUAUUCCAUAGAGCAGCGGAGAUCAAGUCUUACAGUGACAGAAAGGAAGCCACCCGGGACUCUGGUUUAGUUAUCAUUAAUGGAAAUGCCUUGGUCGAUAUAUUCAUGGACGUGAAUAAGUGGAUCGAAAUGUUUUCAACAAUGGUGUCGAAGGCCAGAACCAUGGAAGUUCUUGCCUCUGGGAUGCCCGGUACCAAACAUGGUUCAUUGCAGCUGAUGUGUGCGGAACUACAGGUUCUUUCUCCCUUGGUUUCGACGCGGGAGAUUUACUUCCUUCGUUAUUGCCAGCAACAUGCGGAGGGAGUGUGGGCAGUUGUGGAUGUUUCUGUAGAUAACGUGAGAGAGAUGAGUCUGAAUAUCAAUCAACAAUCAUCAUCACCGUCUCUUUUACGCUGCCGCAGGCUCCCCUCUGGCUGUGUUAUUCAAGAUAUGCCCAAUGGUUAUUCCAAGGUGACUUGGGUGGAGCAUGUGGAGCCCGAGGAUCGAGGCGUACAUCGCAUGUACAGGCAUCUGCUUAACAGCGGAAUGGCAUUCGGUGCGGGGCGCUGGUUGGCCACUCUUCUGCGGAUGUGCGAGAGGUUGGCCAGCCUUAUGGUCACCAACAUCUCUGCAAGAGAGCUUGGAGUGAUACCCUCCCCGGAGGGACGGAGGAGCAUGAUGAAACUGGCACAGCGGAUGAUGAGCAGCUUCUGCGGCAACGUCAGCGCCUCCUCCACGCACAGGUGGACUACGUUGUCCGGUUCAAACGAGGACGGAGUUCGAGUCACCACCAGAAAGAGCACCGAUCCAGGCCAACCUAGCGGGGUUGUUCUCUGCGCUGCUACUUCGCUUUGGCUUCCCAUUCCUCCCAAUCGUGUCUUUGAUUUCUUCAGAGAUGAACAAAUGAGAGCUGAGUGGGAUGUGCUGUCGAGCGGGAACACAGUGCAGGAGGUUGCUCACAUUGCCAACGGAGCGCAUCCCGGAAACUGCAUAUCGCUCCUCCGGGCAUGCAAUGCAAGCCAGAACAACAUGCUGAUUCUCCAAGAGAGUUGCACUGAUGCUUCAGGCUCACUGGUAGUAUAUGCUCCUGUGGAUGUGUCUGCAAUCAAUACAGCAAUGAGUGGGGAAGAUCCUUCCUACAUUGCCCUCCUUCCCUCAGGUUUCGCCAUCCUGCCAGACGGUUCAGACAACAAGGGACUCUUAUUGCAGGCAUCGACCAGUGAAGUUAACAGCAGCGGCUUUGAUAUGAGCACUCGCAACGCCAAUCACCAGCAUGUAGGAGGGUCAUUGAUCACUGUGGCAUUCCAAAUUCUGGUCAGCAACUUACCAUCAGCAAAGCUCAACCUAGAGUCGGUCACAACUGUAAAUAACCUGAUAUGCAAUACUGUGCAGCAAAUCAAAGCUGCAUUGCAUUGCUCUGAUGCCUGAUAAUUAUUAUUGUUAUUACCAUAACUGUACAAUUUGACAAGCCCUCAUUUCCGAUUGCAUGGAGGACGAAUCAACAUGUAAUGAUGCAUUGCAUUGCUCCCAUUGAGCGGAAUGUUGAUUUAUCUUCCUUCCUCAAUAAAAGAUGGCAACCUUACAAUAUGCCAUGCACUCAGAAAAGAAUAUAUGUGUGCCAAUUGGGGUAGAUACUUGAAAUGGGUGUAAGGAAGGAAGGAAGGGGCCUUCAGCUUUCACGGGGUAGUCAAGAACGCACCACAGAUUCUAUCCUUGCUGUGUGGUAAAGCUCUCGAGAUUUUCCUUUAUCAUGCAGUCCAAAUUCCCUUUUUAAUUGCGGGAAGGGAGAGCCGGUAUACCCUAGUUUAUGCAUGUGCUUCACCACUCAGCAAGGGUAAUGGUUCGGGCAUUGACUUCCUCUCCAGAAUGUCAGAGAAACAAAUUGGCAAAUUGCAAUGAAAUCACAAUCACUGGUAUGAUUUGACAAUUCA